Messenger RNA from Paramecium pentaurelia, 1324 nucleotides. The record is from the annotation of a GenBank genome assembly. Lineage: Eukaryota; Ciliophora; Oligohymenophorea; Peniculida; Parameciidae.
AUGAACAAUCUAGAGAGAUUAUUACAUUAAUAAGGAAAAAAAAUGAAAUAGCAAGAAUAAGAGCUGAAUGAUAUAAAUAGAAGAUAUUAAGAAUUGUAGACAAAAUUAAAUUAAGAGGAAGAGAAGAAUAAAAUAUUAUAAUGCAAUAUUGAUAAAUUAACAUUAAUUGAAUUUGAAUUGAGAAGAUAAAUAAAAUUUGUGGAAGCAUAAAGAGAUAAUCUAUUAGAACAACUAAAAUCAUUACAUGAAUAUAAUUUUUCAAUGAUUGAACUAUAGUAAAAAAUAGAAUAAUAUUUGUAGGAAAAAAAAUUAAUUCAAUAAAAUGAGAACAGUUAAAGAAUUAACUAUCACAUAAAAUGAAUAUUAAAAAUAAGAGCAAUAAUUAUUAAAAUUAUAAAUUGAAAAGGCUCAAUUGAUAAGUGAAAUUGAAGAAUUAAAGACAAAUAAUUUAUCUUUAAAUGAAUAGAUAAAAAUAUAUCCAUUAUAAAUUUAAAAAUUAAGAUAAAACUUUAUAGAAUUAAUGAAAGAGAGAGAUCAUCAAAUAUUGUAACUUGAUGAGAAAAUAGAAUAGCUUAAAAAAUAGAAAUAAAAAACAGAAGAAAACUGUGAUAAAAUAGAAUUUGAAGAAAAUGAUAUAACAGAAGAUACAAAUUCAAAUUAAGAUGGAUAUUUAUAUUAAUAAACUUUAAAUGAUAAUAUUGAAAUCAUUAAAAAUAUGAAAAUAGCUGAUUAGGAAAAAUAAAAAACUAUACUUUAAUUAACUGAAUAAGUUACUCUAUUAUAAGUUGAGAAUUAAAAAUAAAGAUAACUCUUAACAACUCAAUAACUCACAUAACUAUAUCCUUAAGAUAUUUAAUUAUAAAUUCGUCGUCUUUAACAGUUAAGAGGUUACAUACCUUAAUUUACAACAAAAAUUGCUAUAUUAUAAAUUAAAUAAUAAGAAAUCAAUGAAUUAAAAUAAAACUAUAUGGAUUUGUUAGAGUAAUAUUAAAAAGAAACCAAUAUAGAUUUGUCAGAGUUCUAUUAAAAACAUUAGAAAGAAUUAAAUAAAUAUAAAAAUAAGUAUUAAAAUAAAAAACAAAAAUUAAGUAACAUUUAAAAAUAAUUUUCUAAUGUUUUAUCAGAGAAUUGGAAAUUGAAAGAGAAAUUAAUUGAUAUAUUGAAAGAUGAAGAAUCAGUAAAAUAAUUUAUUUAAAAUUUAUCUAAUGAAUUAUGUUUUGAUGAAUAUCCAUUUGAAAGUUUGAAUGAGCUUUUGAUAAGUUAUAAUAAAAUUAGAUCUAAAUUAAUGAGCUAUUCAGAACAAAAGCAUUUUAGUCUUAUUUGA